GCACGGGUUAUAGACUAGUAGUAUAUUUAAUAAGUGGGUAGGUGUAUAGCUUUUCUGUACUUUUAGUAAAUAGAAAAGAAAAAAAAAUCAUUUUUGUUCUCUACGCCUACAUUGAAGAAACGUGCUUUGUCUUUCUUUGUUCACCAAUAACAUUUUCAUUUUCUAGCCAUAUAUACUUGAAUAGUCUUCAUUCAAACGUUUCAAUUCAUCUAACAUAGUGUUAUCCCAAAUCAUCAUUCAUAAGGUAUCCUUAAGGGAUUAAUCAUUUGAAGAAAAAUGUCCAAGUUGGGAACAUCAUUAUUGGUGCCUUCUGUCCACGAGCUUGCAAAGCAGUCCAUCUUAGAAAUUCCAGAACAAUAUCUUCAAUCAAAUCAAGACCCUAUUGUUAUAUCCAAUACAACUUCUUUACCACAAGUUCCUGUCAUUGACCUAAGUAAAUUGUUACAUGAAGAUGAAACUGAGCUAGAGAAGCUACACCAUGCUUGUAAGGAAUGGGGAUUCUUCCAGCUGAUUAAUCAUGAAGUGAACCCUUCAUUGGUGGAAAAUGUGAAGAUAGGUGUUCAAGAGUUCUUAAAUAUUCCAAUGGAAGAGAAGAAGAAGUUUUGGCAAACCCCAGAAGAUAUAGAAGGGUUUGGGCAAUUGUUUGUUGUAUCUGAGAAUCAAAAGUUAGAAUGGGCAGAUUUAUUCUACAUUGAUACUCUUCCAUCCAAUGCAAGGAAUCCUCGCUUAUUUCCAAAUUUUCCCCAACCAUUCAGAAAUAAUUUGGACACCUAUUGUUUAGAAUUGAAGAAAGUUUGCAUCACAAUCAUCAAACAUAUGGAAAAAGCACUUAAAGUUGAACCAAAUGAAAUGGUAGAGUUAUUUGAUGAUCUGAGUCAAUCAAUGAGGCUGAAUUACUACCCUCCAUGUCCCCAACCAGAAAAUGUCAUUGGACUCAAUCCUCAUUCUGAUGCUGGUGCCUUAACAAUCCUUCUCCAAGCCAAUGACAUUGAAGGCCUCCAAAUAAGAAAAGAUGGACAAUGGAUUCCUAUUAAACCAAUCACCAACGCUUUUGUCAUAAACGUCGGUGACAUUUCCGAGAUACUGACUAAUGGAAUUUAUCGAAGUAUCGAACAUCGAGCUACAGUUAACUCAAAGAAAGAGAGGAUUUCAAUUGCAACAUUUCACAGACCUCAAAGGAACAAAGUUAUAGGUCCAACACCAUCACUUGUUACUCCUGAAAGGCCUGCAAUGUUCAAAACACUUUCUGUACAAGAGUACUACAAAGCAUUCUUCUCACGCAAGCUAGAAGGGAAAUCAUGCCUUGAUUCUAUAAGAAUCUAAAAUGAGAUUAGUAAGUGAUGAUAAAAUAAAAGUUCUAUAGGACUAUUUUGGGUUAAAAAUAAACAUGUUUUCUGAAAACAGUUACACUAUAUGCGGUAUCUGCAUAAUAAUAAUAAUAAUAAUAAUAAUAAUAUUGGUAUUUAAGCCUUAUUAGACACUAAGGUUGGUGUGAAGAAUCUGUGUUAUAAACUUUGGCCUACUGAGUUUGAUUCUUACUUCAUAAAAAAAGGUAGGAAGUUUAUUGUUAUUUUUUGGGCUUACAUGUCCCAUAGGUAAUUUUUUCAACAUACUAAUACAGGAUAAUUACAACACCAUCACUUGAAAUUGAAGAUCUCUAGUUGAGAAUUAUAUGAAUAAAAAUAUAUUAGAUGCA
Cicer arietinum (chickpea) is the source of this 1696-nucleotide messenger RNA. Its product is annotated as protein SRG1-like. The record is from RefSeq and is a predicted model, not a curated record. Lineage: Eukaryota; Viridiplantae; Streptophyta; Magnoliopsida; Fabales; Fabaceae.